Messenger RNA from Stomoxys calcitrans (stable fly), 519 nucleotides. RefSeq lists its product as uncharacterized. The transcript is spliced from 3 exons. The coding region runs from base 1 to 519 and encodes 172 amino acids. The record is from RefSeq and is a predicted model, not a curated record. NCBI's taxonomy places the organism in Eukaryota, Metazoa, Arthropoda, Insecta, Diptera, Muscidae.
AUGGCCACCAAUGCGAACUGCAAGAUCAAAGUUUUCAAAUCAGUCGAAACCAGCUUCAACAAGGAUUAUAUUAGUCAAUUACUUGUAAAUAUAUCUCAGGACCAUACCACCUUCGACUCUGAGGUUGUUUAUAUAAAAAAAAUUAUCAGCUCCUAUUUUAUAAAAUUGGUCGUAGAUGUGAUGAUACCGAAAACUGGAGAUUAUAGAACCCUUUUUAACUAUGAGGCCAAUAUUUGCGAUAUUUUGGGCACUAAAGGCAGCCAAACAAUAAAUUUGUUCUCCAUAUGGAUACAAAAUAUUUUUAAAUACAGCGAUAUGCCAAAGUCAUGUCCUAUACAAAAGGUGUGCUUCAUAAAUGGUUGCUAUGGUUGGCGUGGUUUCAAAGUGGAUAGAAACAGCAUUCCCCCUUUUGUUGUGAAUGGUUUAUAUCGCAUAACUGCUAAUAACACCUUGAAGUAUAAAGAUGGAGACAUACAAGUGGUCAGUGCCGUUCUAAUGGUGGAAAUAAAAAUGAAAUAA